GACAUGCGGUCACACUGGUCAGCACGUGUACGAGAAUUGAAUAUAUUUGGUGUUUAUUUUCCUCAAAAUGGAUGUUGUCAAGGAAGUCUUAGCGAAACACCAAAAGGAAUUGGACAAAUACAAGCCCAUCACAGUAGAAAAGCACCUGGAAUGUCGCCUGGACGUGGGCACCCUGCUGAUCACAGAUCCCAACGACUUCGAUGACCGGGAACUGAGGGACAACAAGGAGGAGUACCUGGCUGCCUUGACCCGGGAGAACACUCAGCUGCUGGUAAACGCCAUCUGGGAGCUGCCCACAGAGCGCGUGGACGAGAGCAUUGUGGCCAAACUGCCGGAACCAACGACAGUGCUGCCCCGCCUCCGCAAGGUGCCUGGACCCCGGCCGCUUACCAAAUGGGAGAAGUUUGCUAAGGAGAAGGGCAUCACCAAGAAGAAGAAGGAGAAGAAGACCUACGACGAAACCAUGGAUAAAUGGGUGCCCACAUAUGGCUUUAAGCGUGCUGAGGCCGAGAAGGCCAAGGAUUGGGUCCUGGAGGUGCCACAGAACGUGGACCCCAACACGGACAUGUUCCAGAAGAAGGUCGACUUGCGCAACGAGAAGGUGGCCAAGAACGAAAUCCAGCGAAUGAGGAACAUUGUGCGGGCCAAAAAGGUCGAUAUGCCGCGCAGUGGUUACCUGGGACCAGAGGCUGCCUCCUCCAGUCAACUACUGACCGCCGUGACCGUGGCCAAGUCCUCCACUGCUUCCGUUGGCAAAUUCCAAAACAAACUGCCCAAGGAGAAGGAGGCACGUGGUCUGGGCAUCAAGGAGCUGAUUCCGGGCGGCAAACGAAAGCAGUCGCAUAUCACACAAACGCCCGAGAAGGAGGCCAACCUGGAUCUCAUCAAGAGCGUGCUGAACAAGAAGCCCAGGCUGGAUGUGGACAAGGCGAUAUCGAUGCAGAAGCACGACGAUCGCUUGGCACGCGAGGCAGAGGCUGAGAACCAACCAUCGAAAAAGGGCGGCAAAAAGGGCAAGGGCAAGGGCAGUCGCAAGGCGGUGGGCAAGAAGCCCAAGGGCAAUCGCGGCCAGCGGGCUCCCGGCAAGAAGGCCCAGGCCGGUCGCAAACGUCGCUAGGAAGGAAUUACACACUUGCCUUAGGACACUCUUUUUUAAUUAACAGAAAAAACACUUUACACUUAUGCUUAAUAAAUCUUAGCCAUAAGAAAAUCUA
Drosophila kikkawai is the source of this 1214-nucleotide messenger RNA. RefSeq names its product ribosome biogenesis regulatory protein homolog. Gene Ontology annotation, molecular function: protein binding. Gene Ontology annotation, biological process: ribosome biogenesis; endonucleolytic cleavage in ITS1 to separate SSU-rRNA from 5.8S rRNA and LSU-rRNA from tricistronic rRNA transcript (SSU-rRNA, 5.8S rRNA, LSU-rRNA); ribosomal large subunit biogenesis. Lineage: Eukaryota; Metazoa; Arthropoda; Insecta; Diptera; Drosophilidae. Gene Ontology annotation, cellular component: preribosome, large subunit precursor; nucleolus; nucleus. The record is from RefSeq and is a predicted model, not a curated record.